UCCAUCACCUUCCUCCAUCUCCUCCUCCUCGCUCUGGCAGUCAUCAUGCAGUUUUUCUGAACCUCUGGAGGCACGCAUGUUGGAGAACCUUUCCUUAUUGAUCAGCUUCUCACCGAGGAAUCCAGCUCCAGCCACAAUGUCCGACCUCAGCUGCACCAGAUCCUCCACCUCUUUCUUUAACGAUCUCACCUUUGCAGUGAAUGCUGCUCUCUUGGUCUUGGCUGCUGUAUCUGCCUGGAUCAUCAGGAGCCCAAGGAGCACAAUGUCACCUGCCCAGACACAGGGACCGUCCUCCGGCGCCAGGAGCCACAACAAGACUUUCCAGCACCUGGUGCGCCGGGUCAUGCAGUUACAGGCCGCCAUCCGGGGCUUCAUCCAUACGGCGGAGGAAGCGAGGGGGUCGUCCUUCUGGGGGGACGUUGAGGUGUCAGGAUUUCCAUGUCAGGAUCGCAGUUAUGAGGAGGAGGAGAAAAACGGUAAGAAAAAGAAAAAGGAAGCUGAGCUUGCAUUUGACGCAACUUUCUUCAAGAGCCAGUAUGAGUUUACGUUCCCUGAGAAGGCAAUGGCGGCGGCUCUGCAGAGGCCGGAGGAUCGAUCGGAACGUGACAUCCGCUUCAUCCGCAGCAUGAUGAUGGGGAUCCUGAGCUUCCGCAGAUACAGCACCCAGAUGCAGCACAUGCUGGCUCGAGUGGUCUAUUACAGGAGGUUUGGACGUGGACGGGUUAUUGUAAGGAAGGGACAUCGGGGCGACAGCUUCUACUUUGUCUUCUCAGGCAUCAUUGCGGUGACACAAGAUCAGGACGGCAGCAGCGCCCUCCUCGACCCAGAGCCCAUCCUGCUGCACAAAGGCGCCAGUUUCGGGGAAGUGGCCUUACUGAAGGGUCUGCGGAGGAACGCCACCAUCAUCUGUAUGGAGGAGACCGAAUUCCUGGUGGUGGAUCGGGCAGAGUUCUUCCAGAAUAAACUGGACCAGGAGCUACAGAAAGAGCUGAAGUAUAGAUUCCAGAUCUUCAGAUCACUGGAUCUUUUCUCCACUUGGUCGGAUGAGUCCCUGGAGACUUUGGCCGAUCACUGUAAGACAGAAGAAUGUCAUCACAGCCAAGUCAUGGUGACCGACACCCACGAAACCAAAAACAUCAUCUUUGUUACAAAGGGCCGCUGUGAAGUCCUGCGACUGGUGGAUCUCAGCCAAUGUCCGUCAUUCCACAAGUGGAUCAAACAGCAUCGACCUCUGAUGGGGAGAUCCUGUCUGCUCAACCAGACGGGUGAGAGCGAGCGGGAAUGGAGGAUAUUCGGAGAGCGGAGAGGAGGGGGGAUCUCCUCCCCAGGAGACAGUGAACCCCCACACACCAGUAAUGGACGGAGGAUCUUCUCCCUGGAGGAUUUCACCUCACAACACGACAAACCGGUCUCCUCUGCUAAAUAUCCGGGUGACCUGAUGGCGGCCGUCUACCUGAGGAUAGACUCUCUGCAGCAAAAACAGUACUUUAGAGGAGUGGACGUGGAUUACAUUGAGAGCUGCUUGGAGAAAAAGGGACGACCAGAGAAAGAUCAGAAUUUCAGCUUCCUGUUACCGUCGGCCCAGAGAGAAGCCCGCUCCAUGGUCAUCGUCAGUCAGGGGGCAGAGGUCAUCCGUAUAAAACUGGACAAAUUCUCAGAGCUGGCGGACUUCGCCACCGUGAAGAAGCUGAAGGAGAAGAUGAUGGUGUACCCCAGUGACAAUCAUCUGUGCAGAGUUUUCCUGGAGCAGAAUCGAUGGAAAAUCUUCAAGUCAGAUUUGGUCAGUCAUCUCAGCUCCUCCCCCAAACCCCUGAAUCCUAAACACCAGCCCCACCGAGAGAAACCCCGAGGGGGUCACAAGGUCCAGAGCGCAGACAAGAGGGGGAUCCUGCAGCUGGGGGGCCACAAGAGACAACCAGAGAAGGUUUGGGCGACCACCACAAAGCAGAAGACCUCUGAGUGCCACAAAGAUGAUGAUGAUCCACGUAAACAAGCACCGAUCCGCCUCAUUCACGGGAUCGAUGUCCCCAAACUGUGCGGCAAGAGAAUCAUGUGGUGACGGGCGACGUGUAAUAGGACAUCCUCAAUAAUACAACCAGACUGCUAAUACAGCCACUGAACACCAGGGGGCAGCACCACACUGCUUAUUGCCACAAUGUCUGUAUAAUUCACUGUAUAAUGAUUAUAGGACACAAACCUUUCACAAUAAAACCCUGUUGUUAUUUCCUAAUGCGCCAGUCUAAAAUGUAAUUAAUCCUCCAAGUAGUAGGGUCAAAGGGGACACUAAAGUAGCAUCGUCCUAGGUUAGUAUUUUCCAAACAGUGUGUCUCCAGCUGUUGCAAAACUACAACUGCCAGCAUGCCGGACAGCCGUUGGCUGUCCAGCAUGCUGGCAGUUGUAG
Hyla sarda is the source of this 2401-nucleotide messenger RNA. RefSeq names its product cyclic nucleotide binding domain containing 2 (gene CNBD2). The record is from RefSeq and is a predicted model, not a curated record. Gene Ontology annotation, biological process: spermatogenesis. Lineage: Eukaryota; Metazoa; Chordata; Amphibia; Anura; Hylidae. The transcript has 15 exons. The coding region runs from base 77 to 2059 and encodes 660 amino acids. Gene Ontology annotation, molecular function: cAMP binding.